This is a messenger RNA of Diaporthe amygdali, 1629 nucleotides long. RefSeq lists its product as uncharacterized. The record is from RefSeq and is a predicted model, not a curated record. The coding region runs from base 1 to 1629 and encodes 542 amino acids. The transcript is spliced from 2 exons. Lineage: Eukaryota; Fungi; Ascomycota; Sordariomycetes; Diaporthales; Diaporthaceae.
AUGGCUCACCAACAGCCUGAAGGCAACGAACUCGCAGUCACGAGAAUCAUGUUGGAGCAGGUCAUAAAGCAGCUUGCGCAGAGAGACAAAGAUAUUUCCUUUUUGAAAGAAGAAUUGGCCCGACUGCACCGAAAGAGUCCAUCGGCAGAUGUAGCUACACCUUAUUCCACUGACUCAGCUGUGGUGGAGUCUGCUUGGGGUGACAAAGGCUUCGUAUCCACACCAGGAACGCCGACGUCCAUCACAGCCGAAUACGCAAGGUCCAGGGAGCCGUCAGUCACAUCCUCAGACGAUGGAACGACCACGUCACAGCAUAUGGGCGGCGAUCUCAACACUCUCGCCAUACAUAAUCAUACCGAAGCUUCAUCAGACGAGUGCGGUGAAUCUCAGCAUGAAGAUGAGGUGUCUGGCGAUUCUUGGGCCUACCAACCCGCCGCCCCAUCGUCUACAGUCUGGGACAAUCAGUCUUCAACAUCUACAGUCCGGGAAAAUGAGUCUCCAGGGCCCAUUACGUGGGAUGAAGGAUACCCUGACGAUUCCGGUACAUACGCAUGGGCAAAUAAUACUGCGCCAAGCUGGGUCGUCGAGGGUUCUAAUAGCCCGGGAGCGAACGAUGAGGUUUUCCAACCCGGCGAGCCUCCAAAGUGGAGGAGUUUAAAGCUGCGACCGGAAAGCAAAUCUUGGCUCCAUCCCCUGUCAUUCUGGGGAUCACCUCACACCAUGUCAGACGCCAGGUACAAGGACUUGAUUGACCUACACGCGAUCCCGCUGGUGACACGGCUCGAGGAAGACGACUGGCUGAACUCGUCCCUGGAGAAUGUACGUGUCGACGAUUUUCUUCUUUUCCGACUUCUCACAAGAGGCCGUGAACUCGCACAGAAGUGUCUCUGGACAUACAUGGACAAGAACCGACCGCACAUACGCGACCGAGCAUUUCCUGGAGGUUGGCAUCAAGUGAGGCUUGAGGUUACUGUGAUGCGCGAAAUACUGGAGUUCAGGUGCCUGAGCUACCGCGAAAACCGCGCAGACCUGGCAUACGAUGCAGUGUUCAACGUUAUCCCUCUCAGGCACCUCACGUGCCAUUGGAACCAGGGAGACCUUGGCUGGUCCCGACCUGCUCCUAGAGUGGUGGACUACCAUCUAAAGAACGUCCAGAAGCUCGCCAUCCAUUUCUACGACGAGGAGAAAGCGAUGGAGGCGCGCAAGCUAAGGGACGAGGCACGCCGGCUUGUCGAAGACACGGUGAGCGAACUGGAGACGCUAGAGCCACUGUUUGAUGAGUACGCAUGGAAGUACCACCAUGAGCAGAUGUUUGAGCAAAUCCGGUUCGCCAGGGACGAGGGCGACCCCGAUCUGUUCAAAUACCCAGACGUAAUUUUCAGAGCCGCGGAUGCUUGGUGGCGGCGCCGCUCUUCUGAAGUCCAGACAAUCCUGGUCUCGGAGAAUCAGACUCCUUCUAAGCCGGAGGACCGUCAGGAGAAGCCCCAAGUGGAAAAGACCCAGACGAAAUCCGGGGUGGAGGAGGGCCAGGUGGCGAACCUGAGGAGGAAGAAGUUCACCGUCAGGAAGCUCAGCCGUCGCCACAGCAUAUGUUCCAUAGAGACGUAUAGUUACUCGGUGAGUAUGUAG